Molecule: messenger RNA, 414 nt
Organism: Oppiella nova
Lineage: Eukaryota; Metazoa; Arthropoda; Arachnida; Sarcoptiformes; Oppiidae
Source: the annotation of a GenBank genome assembly
AGGUCGAAAUGGACUCAAAUACUGAUAAAAGCGAUGAAAGUCUUAAACGAAAAUCUGAAACCGACUCAGAAAUGACCGCAAAACAGGCGAAGCCUUCGGAGGAGGACUUUGAAGACGAGGGCUUUGGUCCCACACAUACCGUGAGUCGAUGGGAGCGCAUGGAGGCAUCGGAAGCAAAAUUAGAUCGACUCGAUUCGUAUAAAAUGAAAACUAAGCCAACGUUUGACGACUACUUACAAGUGACUCAUCGGCUCCGGGAUGGCCAGAAAGGGGUGCGAUGGGCUGACGUGGAGGAGCGGAAACGACAGGAACACAGCAGUCAAAUAGGGUUUGUCGUCGGACAGCAAAACUGGCAAUAUUUGGAUGACCAGCGAUGCCAGAGAGCACUCACGCAAGUCACCUAUUUUUGACCAC